GGUAUGCGUCGUCCUUCUGUAAGUUCUGAAUCAUGGCGACAAGUUUAGCGAGGCCAGCUCUUACCAGAGAAGAUAUCGAGCGACAAGCACAGGACAUUGUUGAUAAAAAGGCUGGAAAAGCUCCAACGGACAAUACAGAUUUGGUUGGAUUGACUUCUCAAGGAUAUUUUGAUACUGAUAUUUAUGGAUCAAGUUCAAGCAAAUUUGAUGGUUAUGAAGCUUCGAUUCCAACAAAUGAAGCUGAAGAGGAUGAUGAUGAUUAUUCUGCAAGUGCACUGGGCCAAGGAAAAAGAGCAAGAUACACAGCACCUGUGGCGUUACUUAAUGACAUUCCUCAAGGAGAACAGUACAAUGCAUUUGCUGAACACAAACAACCAACAAUUGCUGAGAGAGAAGAUGAAUAUCGUGCAAGAAGAAGGGCUAUGAUAAUAUCCCCAGAAAGAAAUGAUCCAUUCUUAGAAGCAAUAAGUUUAAAGACACCUGAUCCUUCUCAAAUGAAAGGACGAAGCUAUCCAGAUAUUUUGAUGGAACAACGAAUGAGGAAAGAAGAGGUUGAAACUCGAAAGGAAAUUCUUGAAAAAGCUAAGUCUGGAGAACUUCAAGUAAAGGUUCCAGCUAAACCUGUUGAGAAGAAAAGACGUCGUUGGGACCAACAGCAAGGUGGUGAUGAUGAAGCACCCGUGGCGAAAAAGAAGUCUGGUACCUGGGAUCAGAGUGCUGAAACACCAGGUGGGGGAACACGAUGGGAUGAAACCCCCGGUCGUGUUAAAGGUAGUGAAACUCCAGGUGGAAGCACUACACCACACCGUGGUGCUGAAACGCCUGGUGCAACUCCAAGUGCAAGAAUGUGGGAAGCUACUCCAAGUCAUGCUACACCCGGGUCUACAACACCAGGCAGUAUGACACCUGGUCACUCUACCCCAGGUGUGUCAACGCGUCGAAACAGAUGGGAUGAAACUCCAAAGACGGACCGUGGAACACCCGGGCACACAACCCCCGGUCAAGCAACGCCUGGAUGGGCGGAGACCCCACGUACUGACCGUACUGGCGCACAAACACCCGGGGCAACACCAACCCCCGGAAGUAAGAGACGAUCGAGAUGGGAUGAAACGCCAUCAGCACAAAUGGGUGGUGGUACACCUCUAGUUAAUGCUAGUGGUAUAACACCAGCUGGAGCUCAAGCUAUGAAUAUGUCCACUCCUACUCCAGGUCAAAUGAUUUCAAUUACCCCUGAACAGAGGCAGGUAUUUCGAUGGGAGAAAGAAAUAGAUGAAAGAAACAGACCUCUAACUGAUGAUGAAUUGGAUGCAAUAAUGCCUAAAGAAGGCUACAAGAUAUUAGAUCCUCCUCCUGGAUAUCAGCCAUUACGUACACCAUCACGAAAGUUAACUGCAACUCCUACACCAAUGGGCUUCAGUGGGUUUACCAUGCAGACAGAGGAUCGAAAUGCUAAAUUGGUUGAAGAUCAACCACCUGGAAAUUUGCCGUAUCUUAAACCUGAUGACGUCCAGUAUUUUGACAAACUAUUGGUUGAUGUUGACGAAAGUACGCUUAGUGCUGAAGAACAGAAAGAGAGAAAGAUUAUGAAACUAUUGUUGAAAAUUAAGAAUGGAACUCCGCCGAUGAGAAAGGCUGCAUUACGACAAGUGACUGAUAAAGCCCGCGAGUUUGGUGCUGGUCCAUUGUUUAAUCAAAUCCUUCCAUUACUGAUGUCUCCGACUCUUGAAGAUCAGGAGCGUCAUUUAUUGGUUAAAGUCAUUGAUCGUAUUUUGUACAAAUUGGAUGACUUAGUUCGACCUUUUGUUCACAAGAUUCUUGUUGUCAUCGAACCUUUAUUGAUUGACGAAGAUUACUAUGCAAGAGUGGAAGGAAGAGAGAUCAUCUCGAAUUUGGCUAAGGCUGCAGGUUUGGCUACGAUGAUCUCCACAAUGAGACCUGACAUUGAUAAUAUUGAUGAAUAUGUUCGUAACACAACUGCCAGAGCGUUUGCUGUGGUUGCAUCUGCUUUGGGUAUUCCAUCUCUGUUGCCUUUUCUGAAAGCUGUUUGUCGAAGUAAAAAAUCCUGGCAAGCUCGUCACACUGGCAUAAAGAUUGUUCAACAGAUUGCAAUUUUGAUGGGUUGUGCUAUAUUACCUCAUCUGCGUAGCUUAGUUGAAAUCAUUGAGCACGGGCUUGUCGAUGAACAACAGAAAGUAAGAACAAUCACAGCUCUUGCUUUGGCUGCCUUAGCCGAAGCUGCUACUCCAUACGGCAUUGAAUCGUUUGACAGUGUUCUUAAACCUUUAUGGAAAGGUAUUCGACAACACAGAGGAAAGGGUUUAGCUGCUUUUCUUAAAGCUAUUGGUUAUCUUAUACCAUUGAUGGAUGCCGAAUAUGCGAACUAUUACACCAGAGAAGUUAUGUUGAUCUUAAUUCGUGAAUUUCAAUCUCCUGACGAGGAAAUGAAGAAAAUUGUAUUGAAGGUAGUCAAACAGUGUUGUGCAACAGAUGGUGUUGAACCUCAAUAUAUCAAGGAUGAAAUUUUACCAGAAUUCUUUAAACAUUUCUGGCAACAUCGUAUGGCAUUAGAUCGUCGUAAUUACAAACAGCUUGUGGACACGACUGUUGAAUUGGCUAAUAAGGUUGGUGCUUCGGAUAUCAUUGGUCGUGUUGUGGAUGAUCUCAAGGAUGAAAAUGAACAAUACAGAAAAAUGGUUAUGGAAACAAUUGAAAAGAUUAUGGGAAACCUUGGCGCGUCCGACAUCGAUUCUCGUCUUGAAGAACAACUUAUUGAUGGUAUAUUAUAUGCGUUCCAAGAACAGACUCAGGAAGAUAUUGUUAUGUUAAAUGGUUUUGGCACUGUUGUAAAUGCUCUUGGCAAACGUGUCAAAGCAUAUCUCCCUCAGAUUUGCGGAACAGUUUUGUGGCGUCUAAACAAUAAGUCAGCUAAAGUUCGUCAACAAGCUGCUGAUCUUAUAUCGCGUAUUGCACAAGUUAUGAUGACUUGUGGAGAAGAGAAAUUGCUUGGACAUUUGGGUGUUGUAUUGUACGAAUAUCUUGGCGAAGAAUACCCUGAAGUUUUGGGAAGCAUUCUAGGUGCUAUCAAAGCAAUUGUGAAUGUCAUUGGUAUGAACAAAAUGCAACCUCCAAUCAAGGAUCUUUUGCCACGAUUAACACCUAUUCUCAAAAACAGACAUGAGAAGGUCCAAGAGAACUGUAUAGACUUGGUUGGUCGUAUUGCUGAUCGCGGUGCUGAACAUGUUAGUGCCAGGGAGUGGAUGAGAAUUUGUUUUGAAUUACUUGAGUUACUAAAGGCCCAUAAGAAGGCAAUUCGUCGAGCAGCUGUGAACACGUUUGGUUAUAUUGCAAAGGCCAUAGGACCUCAAGACGUACUUGCUACAUUGCUAAAUAAUCUAAAAGUGCAAGAACGCCAAAAUCGUGUUUGUACAACAGUCGCCAUUGCUAUCGUCGCUGAAACAUGCUCUCCAUUCACUGUUCUUCCGGCUUUGAUGAACGAGUACCGGGUACCUGAAUUAAAUGUUCAAAAUGGCGUUCUCAAAUCGUUGUCUUUCUUGUUCGAAUACAUCGGUGAAAUGGGAAAAGACUAUAUUUAUGCUGUUACGCCACUUUUGGAGGACGCAUUAAUGGACAGAGAUUUAGUUCAUAGACAGACAGCUUGCUCUGCAAUCAAACACAUGUCGUUAGGCGUAUUUGGAUUUGGCUGUGAAGAUGCACUUGCUCAUUUAUUAAAUUAUGUUUGGCCAAAUAUCUUCGAAACAUCUCCUCAUGUCAUUAACGCUGUCACCGAUGCAAUUGAAGGCAUGAGAGUGGCACUUGGCGCUCCAAAGGUCUUGCAAUAUGCUUUGCAGGGUCUUUUUCACCCCGCACGUAAAGUCAGAGAUGUUUAUUGGAAGAUUUAUAACACUUUAUACAUUGGUGCCCAGGACUCUCUUGUUGCUGGGUAUCCCACUGUCGUCGACGAUGACAAAAACAAUUUCGUUCGUGGAGAGUUGAUGUACUUUUUAUAGCGCGGAUAAGUCGUAAAAAUAAAAACAAAUUAGUUCAUAAAAGAAAUAGAAUGUAGACAUCAUGAAGUAAUACGCUUACCACCAUAAUUAUGACCCAAUUUGGGUACUAUCGAUGUAUGUUGACUUUUGAAUUUAUGCCUGCAGUACCAAUUGUUAAUUUAAAAGUUGUUUCAUCUUCAAAACAUGUAAAUGUUCAGUUUUUCUGUAGCUACACUUAGUUACUUCAACGCUUUUGUGAUUUUUGUUAUAUAUGUAUAUGUAUAUGUA
Molecule: messenger RNA, 4274 nt
Organism: Xenia sp. Carnegie-2017
Lineage: Eukaryota; Metazoa; Cnidaria; Anthozoa; Malacalcyonacea; Xeniidae
Product: splicing factor 3B subunit 1-like
Exons: 31
Coding region: 33-4007 (1324 amino acids)
Biological process (GO): spliceosomal complex assembly
Cellular component (GO): U12-type spliceosomal complex; U2 snRNP; U2-type prespliceosome
Molecular function (GO): mRNA binding
Source: RefSeq, a predicted model, not a curated record